Molecule: messenger RNA, 1716 nt
Organism: Physeter macrocephalus (sperm whale)
Lineage: Eukaryota; Metazoa; Chordata; Mammalia; Artiodactyla; Physeteridae
Gene: PRR35
Product: proline rich 35
Exons: 2
Coding region: 1-1716 (571 amino acids)
Source: RefSeq, a predicted model, not a curated record
AUGUCCGGAGAGGCAGGCUCAUGUCGCCUGGGCCCCGGGGCACGGGCCCGAGCGAGGAAGCCUAAGAAGCCACACUAUAUCCCACGGCCCUGGGGCAAACCCUACAACUACAAGUGCUUCCAGUGCCCUUUCACCUGCCUGGAGAAGUCCCACCUCUACAACCACAUGAAGUACAGCCUCUGUAAGGACUCCCUCUCCCUCCUGCUGGACUCCCCCGACUGGGCCUGCCGCCGGGCCCCGGCCGCGCCCCGGCCACGUGCACCCACCCCAGGCCACCCCGCGGACUCCUUGGACUCCAUGGACCCCAGCGGCCAGCCCCGAGGAGCGCUGGACGCUCCUGCCACGCCCGACCACAUGGUCACCGACGUCCUCUCCCUGCGCCGCUGGGUUGGGGGCCCCAGGCCAGGGGCCGAGGGGUCCCCAGAGACACUGCUCCCUGAGGCCAGGGACCCCCAGAAGGGUGCGGGCCUUGGUGGCCUCCUGGCCGAGUCGUGGAAGCCGGGGAGGGGUGGGGGCCCGAGGAGCACGGCCGGGGUGGACGUGCCUGCCAUGGGCCCUGAGAGCAGCGUCCCCUGCUACCCCCCGCCCACCCCCGGGGAGUUCCCUGAGGCCCAGAGCUUCCACCUGUCCCUGCUGGGCGUCAACUACCCUCUCGGCCCGGGCCUCUUUUCCUACCUGGGGCCCUCCCUGGCCGCUGCCGCCCACGUGCCCUUCCUGGCCUCAGCCAGCCCCCUGCUGCCCCCAGCCACUGCCUUCCCUGCCCCACAGCCCCCUGAGCGGCCGGCCCUGGUCCCUCGCCUGUACUACCCCCUGCUCCUGGAGCACAGCCUGGGGCUGCCGGCAGGCAAGACGGCCCUUGCCAAGCCCUCCGCCCCCGCCAAAGGGCCCCCCGAGACUCUGGUCCCUGGGCUGCUGAAGUUGCCAGUGCCUGGGCUGGGUGGGUCCUGGCCCCGUGGUGGUCUCAGGGACCCAGGGCAGGAGGGGGAGCUGGAGCGGCCUGCCCAGAGCGACCCCAAGAGGAAGCUGGCCCUGGGAGGCAGGCCAGAACCCCCGCAGGACUCCUGCAGCAGGACGAAAUUCAGUUCCCAGAGCAGCCUGAGGACCGGCCCCUCCGUGAUGCUGUGGCCUGAGGACAAGGAGCUAAGUGACCUUGAGACCCCUGGUCCUGCGGCCCCCCUGCCCCAGCAACCGCUGGGCCUGGUGCUGGGGGGCCCUGGGCACGUGGGCGAGGACCUGACUCGGGCCCUUGGCGACUGUGCCAGGGUGGAACAGCGCCUGGGCCAGCUGGUGCCUGCUGGGGGCCUGGCCCCGCGGCCUCUGCGGGAGCAGCUGGGGAAGAUCCGCCGGGAGCUGCUCACCAUCCACCAGGCGCUGGAGCGGGCUGUGCGGCCACCCGACGCUCCCCUCGACCUCUCCGUGAAACGGGCACCCGCCAAGGGGCGUGAGGUGCCCCCAGGGCUCUGGGGGCAGCCGGAGCUGGGCCCCAUGCUGGUCCGGGGGACCCCCAAGCCACCCGGCAUGCUGGCAGCCCAGCCUCUGUCCAGCCACACCACCAAGUGUGAGGCUGACUCCAGUGUCCCUCCCCCGGGUCUUCCCCUCCAGGCCCCAGAGGACCCUGUCCUUCCUGGCAGCUGGGGCACCCACGGUGGGCCUGGGGGCUCCUGGCCCCCUGAAGCUGUCCCUGGCCUGCAGAACCCCACGGGUGCCGAGGUCUGA